AUGUCCCGCUACCGCCUCAGCAACGUCUUCAACGACCAAUACACAUACACCUACACGCCACUCACAAACCCAGACCCCGAAGCCGAAUGCUUCAUCUGCAAAACACCCUACUCCCCACACGACCCUGACGGCUGCCGCGCAAUCCAACUCCAUCCCUGCGGCCACAUCAUCGGCCACUCAUGCUUCACCGAAUGGAUCAACCGCGCACCCCAAUCAUGUCCUUACUGGUCUCACCACCUCCCUCCCACGCUGAAGGCCUCAGCCUUAGACGAUAGUCUUGAAGUCAAGUUCCUCCGUUGGUUGGUGCAUACCACAUGGAUAACUCACAUAGACCACCACCACGACUUCCACCUUGAGAUUCUCACCCCCCUCAAAUGGCGCAGACGCGCACUGUGUGCCGUGGAAGCGCUAGCUAAGGGCGCCCUCACAGACGAGGACGUUUACGUGCUAACCAAGGCUUCCUUCCUCACGUUCAUGGACGCGGCCUUGGGGUAG
Molecule: messenger RNA, 495 nt
Organism: Alternaria viburni
Lineage: Eukaryota; Fungi; Ascomycota; Dothideomycetes; Pleosporales; Pleosporaceae
Exons: 2
Coding region: 1-495 (164 amino acids)
Source: RefSeq, a predicted model, not a curated record